CCGACCGACUCAGUACCUGCGAGCAUUCGUGCAGAACGCACGUGUAGGAAGUCAAUUUAUAACAAUUUUCUCUUUAAAUUGUAUUGUUUUAUAAAACUAAUAUGAAUAAGAUAGUGAUAUGUGUUUUAUUCCUUGGACUGUUUGGUAUAGCACAAAGUCUUCGUAUAUCGGGACACUUCGUUGAAAAUUUCGGAUGGCAAAUCUACGUUGGAUGGACAAGAACUACUGCUAGCCAUGUUAUGGAAAAUAUUACUAUUACAAGGAAUGAAAAUGAAGUUUUGGUUGUCUAUGUCCCAGCGACUCACGGGACAACGUACAAUGCUAGCAUUGUAAAUGUGGACUCUAAUACCAAUACGAGUAUCUCGUGCCUACAAGAGCUGAGCGCGAUCAGUGGCAUAUGUAACCUGUCAGUUGAGGUCACAGGGCCACCUACAGACGACACUUACACGGCCAUCGCUUAUUGGGCAAUGAAUCCUGGCACUCUAAGAGGGAACAGCACAGAGACUAUUAUUGGUAAAGCUUCACCAAAAAUAUCAGUCAUAAAGAUAGCUGGCCAACGUGACAACUUGAAUUGUACCGCAACUGGAGUACCAGCUCCUACAUUCGUGUGGACUCUUGAAGCAGAUAAUACCACUGUACUAGCGGAUUCCGUCGGUACAGUCUGGAACAACUUGACAAGGUUGUACGAUUCCUGGUCAUUAUUUAAACCAACUAACCAAUCUAGCCAGUCCUUCAGAGUCGUUUGCACACCACGGCAAAUCAACAGGAGAGGAGAGGUUAUAUUGGGGAGCUCGCUAAGUCGAGUGAUAAAUUCUGCUAAUCAAUUUGGUGCUUCAGUAAUAUCGAGUGCUGUUCUAUUAGCUUUGGCGUUUUCUUAUUCUGGCAGCGUCUAGGAUGAAAUACAAUAACGUACCUACUCCUGCCUUCACCAAAGUUGGAUAAAUAUUAGGUACCUACAAAUUCAUCUCCGCCCCGCGACACGGUGCAUGCUAUUGACGUGUUAUCUAUUUUUUUAAGUAAGUACUUGUUUUAUGCAGGGUGUUAGUGGUUGUUUAAUUAUUUUCAGUUCCAUACUUUUGUGACGCUAAGGUUCUACUUGAUAUUAACUCAAUCAUAAGCUGUAUUAUCUUCGAUAUUCGGCGCUCAUCAUUAACACCCUGUACGUAUGUUUUUCCAAUGAAAAAAAUAAGAGACUUCAUUGCAUUUAAUUAAUGAAAGAAUGUAAACUUAGUGAUUCCUAGCCAAACCUGAUAAGUAGACUACAAAAAUAUUAUUGUAAAGGCGCAAGUUUAGGUCCUUGUUUAUGUUAUCUACGGCUAAGUUGAUAACAUGCAUCAUGUAUCGGGAGUUAGUGCAUAUUGUGUGAAAACCAAAGAAUGUUUUAAGGAGUAAGUAACAUGGCAUUUUUUUUUAUCACCUCUUUAAUACUUUCAUUUUGCGUAAACUCCAAUCCAAAAUUUUGGACUUGCCCUCACCUACUUAUGUCAUGACUUCUGGGAGUGUUGGCGAAUAAAAGGUGACACUGUAUAAGUAUUACUUUAAAUUCAAGCUUUGUUCUUAUUUUAAGAAAGAAACAUCCCGGUCAUUUCGCUGGAUCCUUUUAUCUUGGUUUUCCAAAAACACUGUUAAGCCGAUCCAGUCUUCUGUUGUGUUAUUGCAAUCUGGGGGCAUGGCAGUGCCCCCGCCAAGUCGAGUAAAAACAACUUACUCUUUCUUGAAGCUAUUUAUGGCAUUUUCAACCCCGUGUAAUUUCAUUGUGAAUGUUUAUAUUGUCUUUUUAUGUACAUUUUAGAAUGAGUUUUGUUGACCAUUGUUGUUUAUUUACUAGAAUGUAAAGUCCAUUAAUUGUGUCCAUUUGGGCACCCACCAACUUAAUUUGACAGGAAAAUAAUUAGCUCUAACACUUUCUUGCACUUUUUGUAAGUGAAUGACGGCACUCAUUUAAGAGCUGGCAAAAUAAAAUUCAGUUGGGUUUGUGUCCACCCGAAUAGACACCAAAGAUCGUUGUAAAUGCUCCAUUUCGCAUGAACUUAAAUAAGAGACCUUUUACAUGUUACCAUACAAACGCCACAACAGACUGAAUUAUCUCGAACUAAAGGACAAAUAAAUGAAAAUAAAAACUUGA
Messenger RNA from Pectinophora gossypiella (pink bollworm), 2125 nucleotides. RefSeq lists its product as uncharacterized. The record is from RefSeq and is a predicted model, not a curated record. The transcript has 6 exons. The coding region runs from base 102 to 893 and encodes 263 amino acids. NCBI's taxonomy places the organism in Eukaryota, Metazoa, Arthropoda, Insecta, Lepidoptera, Gelechiidae.